Phyllostomus hastatus (greater spear-nosed bat) is the source of this 1249-nucleotide messenger RNA. It is a transcript of the gene MAIP1, whose product is annotated as matrix AAA peptidase interacting protein 1. The record is from RefSeq and is a predicted model, not a curated record. Bases 154 to 1032 code for a protein of 292 amino acids. Gene Ontology annotation, cellular component: mitochondrial inner membrane. Gene Ontology annotation, molecular function: ribosome binding. Gene Ontology annotation, biological process: protein insertion into mitochondrial inner membrane from matrix; inner mitochondrial membrane organization. NCBI's taxonomy places the organism in Eukaryota, Metazoa, Chordata, Mammalia, Chiroptera, Phyllostomidae. The transcript is spliced from 5 exons.
GGAAAGCGGUGAUGGAGCGGACUCACCAGAGGUGGCAGCAAUAGGCCAGCUGUACUCUUCAGCCUCUUUCUCGGAACCCAGCGUAGGUGGCGGUUUCCCACCGACUUUCUUUCGAUUGUGCACAUGCAAGCACAGGGGUGAAAGGUCACAAAAAUGGCGCUGGCCGUUCGUCUAUUACCUCGCUUGCUUUUUUGUGGGUCUCUGCCCGGCGGAGCCGCCAGACCCUGUACCUCCGGAGCAGCCGAAGUGAGGGCGCCGUUGGCUGGACUCUGCUGCUUUUGCCGCCGCCACCACCUCGGCUCGAGAACGGCCCCUUUCCUUUCAGUCACUUGGGUCUCUGCGGCCUCUCCACUGCCUGCUCUGGGACCCCAGCGUCCCUUGCUAAGCCCUCCUGGACUGGCUGCAGCCCUCCCCGUUUUCCCAGUCGGCGCUCGGCGCAGCUACAGCACUGAGGAGCAGCCCCAGCAACGCCAGAAAACGAAGAUGUUCAUUCUGGGCUUCUCCAACCCCAUCAACUGGAUUCGGACUCGAAUUUACGCCUUCCUUAUCUGGGCCUAUUUCGACAAAGAGUUCAACAUCACAGAAUUCUCAGAGGGAGCGAAGCAGGCUUUUGCGCAUGUGUCCAAGUUGCUGUCAGAAUGUAAAUUUGAUUUGUUGGAAGAACUUGUGGCCAAAGAGGUGCUACAAGUAUUGAAAGAAAAGGUUACUUCACUGCCUGACAACCACAAAAAUGCCCUUGCCGCUGACAUAGAUGAAAUUGUGUACACGUCCACAGGAGACAUCUCCAUUUACUACGAUGAGAAAGGCAGGAAGUUUGUGAGCAUCCUGAUGUGCUUUUGGUAUCUAACCAGUGCCAACAUCCCCAGUGAAACGCUGAGCGGAGCCAGCGUGUUCCAGGUUAAGCUGGGGGAUCAGAACGUGGAAACCAAACAGCUUCUUAGUGCAAGCUAUGAAUUUCACAGGGAGUUUACACAAGGAGUAAAGCCUGACUGGACUAUUUCACGGAUUGAUCACUCCAAGUUAUUGGAAUAAUCUUUUUUUGGAAAAAUCAGCUUAUUGGACUUCUAGCAAUUGCUGUGAAAAACUAAGGGAGAAAAAUUUUGGAUCAGUUGAUCUUCACUUAGCCAAGUUUGUGGAUUACUUCUGUAUCACUAUACUCCUUAUAGUAUACUGGCAUGAUACAGUAAAGCGUUCUCAUGGAUUGUUGUCGCCUUCUGUGAGAGAGGUCAAAAUAAACUGCAGCCCCCCA